Anastrepha obliqua is the source of this 881-nucleotide messenger RNA. RefSeq lists its product as uncharacterized. The record is from RefSeq and is a predicted model, not a curated record. Bases 57 to 881 code for a protein of 274 amino acids. NCBI's taxonomy places the organism in Eukaryota, Metazoa, Arthropoda, Insecta, Diptera, Tephritidae. The transcript is spliced from 3 exons.
AGAAGACAAGACGUGUCCGUGUCAGUGGCUGGUGGAAUACUCCCAAAUAGAACAACAUGGCUACAUUCUAUACGACGUUUAUUUUCUUUCUAAGUCUUUUGCACUUAAUUGUUUCAAUUCAUGUUGGUACUUCAACCGAUAUUCAGCCGAACAGGAUACUUGAUGAGUCUCAUGCGAGUGAACGAACAAAGCGUCAAAUUCGGGGUCAUAACCGAUUAGAUCGCAUGAUUAAUGAAUUGCGUGCCGCCGCUCAAGACCCCAGCCAACCAUACAAACCUUACCGAUAUCUGAGACCGUACAACACACGAAAUUUUCCUUUUCGAGAAAUAAUUGAACGAGUAGACACCGAUUUUGCUGGUCUCGAAAUUCGUGUGCCCGUAUAUUUGAGAGCGACAAUUUUAAGUAGUCAUGUCAACAAUAGACGCAUCGCUAUUCCACAGCACAUAAGACACUAUUUAGAUCGCGUGGGCUUCAAACAAACUGCCACAAGAUGGGACCCUAAUGCCGAUCACGUGGGUCAUUUGUUGGCUGAUUCAUUGGGCGGACCUACCGAUGAGCAGUUCAACUUCGCUCCGCAGGCCGGACGGCUGAACACUCUAACACCGGAUACGUGGUCGUUAUGGUGGGGUGAAGAGAUGGCCAUGCUUGGAUUUUUACGGGUACCCAACCGUAGGAUAGAAUGGGAAUUAUAUGUCAUACGUCCACCGUUAACAUCAACCUCACAAUGGCGCCUACGACCAACCAGUUUCCUUUUACGACAUAAAAAUUAUAACGCAAAUGGUACCCUAGUUAACAAUGAAAACCUUCCCAUUGGUCCACCAACACCUGUCAUGUGCUUCAGCAACGACGCUGCAGAUGAGUGCCCCUAUGACGAGUGGUAA